CUCUCUUUGAUUGGGCGCCUGCCUUUCGCAGUUUGCUAUUUCCCGGUCAGAAGUAGUUUCGUUUUCUGCAGAAGCGGAGAAGGCAGGCAGGGGAAUUUGUGGCUGUGGUAGUGUCCCAUUUGACUGCGAGGAUGAGUCAGUGGUAUAAACUACAGCAGCUGGAUUCCAAAUUUUUGGAACAAGUGCACCAGCUCUAUGAUGAUAGCUUUCCGAUGGAAAUCAGACAAUACCUGGCACAGUGGCUGGAGGGCCAAGACUGGGACCAUGCCAGCAGUGAUAUUUCGCUGGCAACCUUGUUGUUCCAGAACCUUUUGUCACAGCUGGAUGACCAAUACAGCCGGUUCACACAGGAGAACAACUUUCUGUUGCAGCACAACAUCCGAAAAAGUAAAAGGAACCUACAGACUACUUUCGAGGAAGACCCCAUGUACAUGGCCCUGAUGAUCUCCAAGUGUUUAUAUGAAGAAAGGAAAAUCCUCCAAGCUGCUCAGUCAGCAGAACAGGUGCAGGUAGGAAAUGUUCAGAAUACAGGAACACUGUGUCGGGUGAAGGAACGAGACAGCAAAGUGAAAGGCGUGAAGGACAGUGUCACAGAAAUAGAGCAGCUCAUCAAAACUCUGGAGGAUGCCCAAGAUGAAUAUGACUUCAAAUAUAAAACCUUGCAGGUCAGAGAAGGAGAAGCCAAUGGCAUGACCCAGGAUGAUUGCAAAAAGGAAACAUUGCAGCUCCACACCAUGUAUUUGCAGGUUCACAACAUGAGACAGGAUGUGCUUCGCAUGAUCACGGCUGCACUGAAUUUAGCAGAACACACUCAGAAUGUUUUGAUCCAAGAGGAACUUGUGGAAUGGAAGAGUCGGCAACAGAUUGCUUGCAUUGGAGGCCCACCAAAUGCCUGUCUAGACCAGCUUCAAAACUGGUUUACCACUGUAGCUGAGAGUCUUCAGCAGAUUCACCAGCAGCUGAAAAAACUGGAGGAGCUGGAGCAGAAAUUUUCAUAUGAAACAGAUCCCAUCCCACAGCAGAAGCAAGGACUGUAUGACCGGACACUGAGUCUUUUCAAUCAGCUCAUUCAGAGUUCCUUUGUGGUAGAAAGGCAGCCUUGCAUGCCUACACAUCCCCAGAGGCCGCUGGUUUUGAAGACUGGAGUGCAGUUUACAGUUAAGCUGAGAUUGCUGGUGAAACUACAAGAGCUGAACUACAAAUUGAAAGUCCAGGUUGUGUUUGAUAAAGAUAUUGGUGAGAAAAACCCCCCAGUGAAAGGGAUUAGAAAAUUCAAUAUCUUAGGAACAAAUACCAAAGUGAUGAACAUGGAGGAGUCAAAUGGAAGCCUGUCAGCAGAAUUUAGACAUUUGCAAUUGAAGGAACAGAAAAACGUUGCAAGGACUAAUGAGGGACCUCUCAUAGUAACAGAGGAACUGCAUUCUCUCUCUUUUGAGACUACACUGGAACAGGGUGACACCAACAUUAAACUAGAGACAACCUCCCUUCCUAUUGUUGUGAUUUCCAACGUCAGCCAGCUGCCAAGUGGAUGGGCAUCCAUUUUGUGGUACAACAUGUUGACCAAUGAGCCAAAGAAUGUAUUCUUCUUCCUUAACCCUCCUUGCGCAAGGUGGUCUCAGCUUUCUGAUGUCCUGAGUUGGCAGUUUUCUUCCGUCACCAAAAGAGGACUCAAUGUAGAUCAGCUAAACAUGCUGGGAGAAAAACUUCUUGGUGGUGGAUGCAACUCGGAUGACCUUAUUUCGUGGGCACGGUUCUGUAAGGAAAACAUAAAUGAUAAAAAUUUCCCCUUCUGGUUAUGGGUUGAAGGAAUACUUGAACUCAUUAAGAAACACCUCCUCUCCCUCUGGAAUGACGGGAGUAUAGUGGGUUUUAUCAGCAAAGAGCGGGAGCGGGCCCUGCUGAAGGGUAAAGCAAAUGGUACUUUUCUCCUGAGAUUCAGCGAAAGUAGCCGAGAAGGUGCAAUCACCUUUACCUGGGUAGAAGGACCAGCACAUGAUCCUGACUUCCACUCGGUGGAGCCCUACACACGGAAGGAACUCACUGCCGUUAGUCUCCCUGAUAUCAUUCGCAACUACAAAGUGAUGGCAGCUGAGAAUAUUCCUGAAAAUCCACUGAAGUUCCUUUAUCCAGAGAUCCCCAAGGACAUUGCAUUUGGCAAAUACUACAGCAGACCUAAAGACUCCGCAGAACCCAUGGAUGUUGAUGGCGGAGGGAAAGGAUACAUCAAAACUGAACUAAUCUCUGUGUCUGAAGUCCAUCCUUCCAAACUGCUUACCACCGAGAACCUCUUGCCUCUGUCUCCUGAAGAUUUUAGUGAAGUUGCACGAGAGAUAAGCCCUACAGAACUUAUGAUAUGUUCAGAAUAUGCAACUUAAGGGUUUGCUGAACUGAUCCACGACAAAGCUUGUAAUUUUGUUACAUAUUAUCUACCUGUUAGUUUGCAGCUGCUUGAGCACUUUCUUAAGGCUUUAGAGUUUGUAGUGUGUGCUUGCCCUCUAUUAGUAUACUCUACAGCCCUUUGUGUAGUCAAGAGUCACUUGAAAACAUAGGAAGGCAUCCUUGUCUCCAAGGAUAAAUGUUUAGCUAACCAUCUUGCGUGUAGCAUUUCCCUGCUGCCCUAUUCAGUGACAAUCUAAACCAGUGGUGGCGGACCUAUGCCAUGUGUGGCAGAAGGGGCACGUAUGACAGAAGGAGCAUGCAACGGCCUCUCUCCUGGCACGUGUGUCAUCGCCCACUCCCUUCUUCGCCCACUUCUCGCUCGCCCUCUCUUGCUUGCCUUGUUUGCUCGCUCCCACUUCCUUGGCCACCCGCCUCCCCCCGCUUGCCCGCUUGCUUGCCCACCCCCAGCCCGUUCACUCACUCCGAAUGCCCCCAGUCCCCGUCCCCCGUCCCAGUUUGGGUUCUCAGUCUCUAAAAGGUUCGCCAUCACUGGUAUAAACGUAGGUGGAUGAUACACAUUUUAGUAAGUGUUUCAAAAAGAGUGUUCGUUGCAUACUUGUGUAGUUGAAACUUUGUAAUGGUUGAGAGGUAUUAUGAAUCAGAAGAAAUGCCUGUUCUUCUAGAAACUGGGAGCAAGCUACAUAACAAGGUCAUACUUCUUUUGAGUGGUAAGCACGCUCAUUAGUUGCCUUUCGACUGGCAAUAAAUGGUGCCCUUGGAACCAAUGAAACUAUAAUAUACAGA
Molecule: messenger RNA, 3183 nt
Organism: Anolis carolinensis (green anole)
Lineage: Eukaryota; Metazoa; Chordata; Lepidosauria; Squamata; Anolidae
Gene: stat1
Product: signal transducer and activator of transcription 1
Exons: 24
Coding region: 132-2375 (747 amino acids)
Biological process (GO): defense response; cell surface receptor signaling pathway via JAK-STAT; regulation of cell population proliferation
Molecular function (GO): RNA polymerase II cis-regulatory region sequence-specific DNA binding; DNA-binding transcription factor activity, RNA polymerase II-specific
Source: RefSeq, a predicted model, not a curated record